AUGUGAGUUUUAGCGUUAGACGUUAACUGUUGAAAACUUUGCCUUUAUUUACUUGUAGUCAUUUAUAGUGCAACAUUUACUUCAGCUACCGUUUAACACGGAGGAGGACGCAGUCAGAGACACUAUUUUAGAGGUUAACGAUACCUAUAGAGGUAUCAGCCUCUCACUAUGGCUGACCCAAGGACCCCCCGCACAGGCCGUUCAUCUUCCAGCAUGUCCAAGCGGUCCAUUUCAGGGAAAGGUCGCUCCAAGAGCAAACUCACAUCCUCCACACCGGUCCCUAGUGACUUAUCUACCGAAGUACCAGAGCUUACAGAUGAGAAGACUGAAGAGGAGCCUGUUUCACAGGUGCCCAUUUCAGACACUCAGGAGGAAGUAGAUUCAUACACCAGACGGCUGAAAGAAACAUUUAAAAAGCACUUAGCGCUGAGUGGCAUAUCAAAGGAGUCAUGGACAGAUGAAAUUAAGCGAGCCUUGGAUAAAUUCAUCUCAGAUCCUUCCGUCAGGCUUCUCAUUGUCUACCAUGACCCUUUCACCAGCCCACGCGUGGACUUCACCAUGCCCGCUCAGGUGGUGGAGCAGAUGUCCUACUUCAUUCGAACAGAGGACAGUAUAAUCACGGAGGAGAGUUUUGAAAGCUCGGUGCAAUUCGGUUCUAUGAAGAGAGGGACUACAGAGGGUCUCCUCAGGUUGAUGAUAGGUAUUCACGCCCAUCAGGUCACCCUCAGCAUCACAUGGCCGGAGAUUACCAAGAACAACUACUGUGUAAAUUUGCACCGCUUCGUUACCAACGUUACAGACAGCAGAUUUCAAUUGCUGGGCAGCACAGUGCUAUAUGUUCCUCUGGAGGCCCUGCAGCACUGCCCAGAGGAAGUCAUCAAGAACAAGUAUCUAAUGCAGAGGCUGGAGAUGGUGAUGAUCCACUGGACACGUCAAAUAAGAGAAGUAUUGAACGCUCAAGAGAUGGGCGAGAUGGGAGACAGCUCGGGUCCUCUGGAGGAGAUCUCUUUCUGGAAGAGCCGCUUUGCCGACCUGGCCAGCAUUAGUCAGCAGCUGCAGAAACCAGGAGUCUGUCACAUACAGGAGAUUUUGCGGCUCUACAACUCUUUCUACAUCCCACAAUUCAGUAAACUAGCCAAGCACAUCCAGGAUUGUUCUUUGCAGGCCCAGUCGAACAUCUCUUUCCUGUCCCUGCUGAAAGAGCCGUGCGAGGAGCUGGCUCUACUCAAACCUUGUGAGAUUGCACCUAAACUCGCUCACAUCAUCAAACUCAUCCGUGUGAUAUGGGUCAACUCCAGCUACUACAAUACCCGUGAUAGGAUCACCGCCCUGUUUGGAAAGAUGAGUAAUGAGAUCAUCCGUCUGUGCUGUAGAGAGAUCUCUCUGGACAGGAUCUUCCAGGGUUACGUGAUCUCCAGCAAACAGGUUCUGAAUGAUUGUAUCCAGUGCUGCCUGGUGUGGAAGGAGCUGUACCUGUACACCUCCCAGCUUCACCACAAAUAUUCUUCUCAAGGCUGGUCACUCAACGAGACCAGCAUAUUUGCUCUGGUGGAGGCCUUUGUGCAGAGAUGUAAAGAUCUAACUGAGGUGUGCGAGUGUCAGCAGCAGUUUGCUCGUCGUGAGGAGGCCGAGCAGUUGCAGUUGCCAUGCUUUGCGGGACGUCAGGGGUUGGAGGUCACUCAGAGCCUGUUGAACAUAGAAGCAACCUUUGACAAGAACCUGAAGGCCCUGGGCUCUGUUAAGGACAUCCUGAAUGUCAGAAACACGGCUUGGCAUGAUGGCUACAGCAGAUUCCGUGCGGAGGUGAAAGAUCUGGAGAUGAUGAUGCAGAAUUUGAUCAGCUCUGCCUUUGAGACGGUGAACAGCGUAGAGGAAGGAGUCCAGCUGCUCGAUGUGUUUCAGCACCUGUCUGCACGAGAGGCCAUUAGGAGGACCAUUGACAGAAAGAUGAUGGAUGUAUACACUUUGUUUAGUACCAAGCUAAGUGUGCUGAAUGAAGUGUUGUGUAGGAUAUCAUCUCUCACUCCUGCUCAAAUGCCUCAACACGCAGGACAGGCUCACUGGGCCCGAGCACUCCGCACACAGAUAGAACGACCCAUGGAGGUUCUCCGGCAUGCAUAUUUCCUGCCUGAGGUCAGCAGUGGAGAGGAAGUGCAUGUGGCUUACGCUAAGCUAUGUCAGAAUCUGGAUGAGAAGGUUAGGAAGAUCUUCACAGAAUGGAGUCAGAGUCUCGACAGACAAUGUCUUAGCAGCCUCGACCAGCCACUCAUGAUCCGCUGUCAAAAGAAGGCAGGACUGCUGGACAUCAACUUCAACAAGAACCUGUUGAAGAUGUUUAAUGAGAUUCAUUACUGGGACCAGCUGAUGUUUGAGAUCCCUCACUAUGUCACAGAUGUGUAUCAGCGUAGAGAGGAGCUCCACAACCUGAAAGAGAAUGUCCUGCUAGUGGUCAAAGAAUAUAACAGAAUCAUCACAGCCCUAAAUGCAGAUGAGAUGGGUCUAUUUUCGGAGAAAAUACGGUUCUUGAAUAAGAAAAUCCAGCCAGGCCUGUCAAAGCUGCACUGGUCAACAAAAGGAACUGCCAACGUCUUUAUCAAUGACUGCAGAGUGCAUGCCAACAAGGUGCAGUUAAUGGUGGACGAAUAUAAGGCAGCUAACCUGGCUGUCUGUAAGCUCUGUGCACAGAUCAGUGAGCUGCUGUUGGUUCGUGUGGACGGGAAGACAGUCUACGGAGACCUGGAAUUCCAGGAAGAUCAGCAGAAUCAUCAGCACAGCCAGCUGCUCCGGCUGCAGGCUGCUCACCAGGACAUGGUCAACGUCAUGGCCAGAGUCUACGCGACAUUUCACACAGAUGGUCCAGAGGUGCAACAGCACUGGAUGUCAUACAUGGAAAAGAUGGAUCGUAUGGUAGAGGAUGCGUUUCGAGUGAAUAUAAAGCGCUCUCUUCAGGAGCUCUCUAAAGCCAUCAAUGGAGACGGCAAGAAUUCCCCAGAGCCUUUAUUCAGCGUAGAGGUGGUAUUGAAACAACACACCCCUGGAUCUACUGCUCAGGUGGAUUUUUCUCCCACUCUUCCAAAUGUUGCUCAGAUAGUGAACAGCAUUGACGGUCAGCUCAUCAACACCAUCUCCGGUUUCAAACGUCUUCCGGACCUUCUGACCCGUCAGAACUUGCAGAAGAAGCCCAUGUAUAAGAUUAUAGAGCAAGAUGAAGAGAUCUGUAAGAUCCAGGCAGCCAUAACUGCAGGUAUGGUGACAAAUGCAUCUCACCUGCAGACCUACCUGAAAACCUGGGACAAACACAGAGAGAUCUGGGAAAUUGAAAAAGACAUCUUUAUUCAGCGCUACCAGCGGCUCAACCCUGCAGUGUCAUCGUUUGACUCUGACAUAGCCAGAUACACAGAAGUGGCGAAUAACGUACAGAAGGAAGAGACAGUGUUAAGUUUGCAGUGUGUACUGCUGGACUGUUCCCCACUUAAAUUUUCUCUGUUGCAGCAUUGUAAUGAGUGGCAGAGCAAGUUCACACAGCUGCUCAGCCUUAUGGCCAGUGCCAAACUCAAAGAGCUGCACAGUUUCCUGCAGGAGAACGCACUCAGGGUGUCUCAGCCACCUCAGACUCUAGUGGAGUUGGUAGAGAGUCUAAAGCUGCUGGAAAAUCUGCAAGCAGAUCUGAGUAAGAUUGAAAGUCAAAUUCCACCCAUCCAUGAGCAGUUUGCCAUCCUUGAGAAAUACGAGGUUACCGUCAACCCUGCUGUGUUGGAGUUGCUGGAGGCUCUCAGUGGAGAGUGGGUGUGGUUUCAGCAGGUUGUGAUUGACAGUGACAUCAUGUUGAAGAAACACAAAGACACGAUGAAGAGCGGUUUGAUCCUUUCCUCAGAGGAGUUUAAGAAGAAGACACAGGGAGCCCUACAGAGCUUCGGCACCAGUGGACCGUUUAGCAGCGGGGUGACCCCAGAUUCUGCACUGAAGCAGGUGUCAGAGUUGCGCACCCAGUUGGAAGCUCUUAUGGAAGAGGAGGGAAGCAUACGCCGCGGUCUCACCAUCUUUAAGAUUGAACAGGCGCCCUCCAAAGACAUCCUGGCUCUUGAGAAGGAUCUGGAUUACCUGCAGCAGGUGUGGGAGAUCUCACAGCAGUGGGAGGCUUUGUGGAAUGAGUGGAAGGGGGGCCAGUUGGCGUUUCUACAGACGGAGGUCAUGGAGAACACCGCACAGACCAUGUUCAAGAGACUUCACUCACUGAGCAGAGAGUUGAAGGACAAGCAGUGGGAGGCUGUUGAUUUUACUAAGAGCAGGAUCGAGCAGUUUAAGAAAAUCAUCCCACUGAUUGCAGACCUCAGGAAUCCGGCCGUGAGAGAGAGACACUGGGAUCAAAUACGGCAAGAAGUCCAGCAGUCAUUCGAUCCAAACAGUCCCGACUUCACCCUCGAGAAGAUAGUGUCUUUGGGUUUGGACCACCAUGCUGAACGCGUCAGUGACAUAUCAGGAGCUGCCAGCAAAGAGCUCUCCAUAGAACAGACAGUAGGCUCAGCGAUUCUCAUUGCUCUCUGCUCCUCUCAUAACACAGAAGAUCCUCUGAGACUCAGUAUGUUAAAAAGAGAGGGAGAGUCACUGUCAAGAGGAUUAGGGUCAGAGGUCAUGUUUGAAGGGUCAGAGAUGAUAUCCUCAGAGUGA
Messenger RNA from Triplophysa rosa, 4668 nucleotides. Its product is annotated as dynein axonemal heavy chain 2-like. The transcript is spliced from 28 exons. NCBI's taxonomy places the organism in Eukaryota, Metazoa, Chordata, Actinopteri, Cypriniformes, Nemacheilidae. The record is from RefSeq and is a predicted model, not a curated record. The coding region runs from base 169 to 4668 and encodes 1499 amino acids.